Molecule: messenger RNA, 1317 nt
Organism: Cryptosporidium muris RN66
Lineage: Eukaryota; Apicomplexa; Conoidasida; Eucoccidiorida; Cryptosporidiidae
Exons: 1
Coding region: 1-1317 (438 amino acids)
Source: RefSeq, a predicted model, not a curated record
AUGGUAGGUAAUGAUAUCCUUUUUACAAGAUUAGGACGUGUGCAAAUCAUUGAGAAGUUGAGUGAGAUUUUUCCCUUUUCUAGGGAUGUCAUUUCUGACAUUUUUGAUGACAUCUUCAUUGACAUUAUAGAAGAUUUAGAACAAAAAAGAAAUCAAGAUCUUACUGAUGUUGAUUUAAAGUUUUCUGAAUAUUUAGAUCUGAUGAUAGAGACACUCUGUUUUAUGUCAUAUACAGAUGAUUACUCUAAAAAAUCAGAUUCUUAUUUAGAUAUAUGUGAAAGAUUUAAAAAUUAUAGAGUUUUUUUGAAAAAAAGUUUGAAUAUGUUGAGUUCAAGUUUAGAAGGGGAUAAUAAUGUAAAGUCUUCUACUUCAAAGAGCUUUUCAAAAAUCCUUAUUCCAAAAUAUCCUUGGGACUUAAAGAAAAUUGAAAAUUUAUAUGUUAAAGAGAAUUUUGAUAUCUUGAAGCUAUUUUUACUAAAUGUCCAAAAUUACAGUGGUUUUUAUAGAGUUAAGGAAUCUAAAGAUAAAAUAUGGCCACCAUCGGGACCAGGUAAUGAAUGUUAUAGUAUAACAAUUAGAGAAGUUGGAAUAGAUAAGGGUAAUAGUACAAGAUCUGAAGAAGAUAACCAACUACUAAAGGAUAUGGAAAAUAAUAUUAAAGAUUUAAUAAUAAGACGUCAAGAUAAGAAGUUUGAAUUAAACAGUAUUUUAGCAAGAUCACAAAUAAAAGAAUAUAAUAUAAUGAAAAUUGAAGAUAACAGGAAGAUUAUUGAUAAUAUUAAUACCAAAAUAGUAGAGACACGUUUAGAAUAUUGCUCCACUCUAUUUAAUAAUAGAAAUAAAUCAUUUAUUGAUUAUAUUUGUGAUAAUCAGGCAGAAACAUCAAAAAAUAAUAUGGUAUUUAUGGAUCUACAUGGAUAUAAUCGUGAUGAAUCUGUUAAUAUAAUAUGUUUGUGUAUUGCAUUAAUAUUAAAAUACAAGCUUGAUGUAAAUAUAUCUGAAUAUAUCAAUAAUAAUAAUAAUGGGUAUAAUAAAGUUGAAAAUAAGGAAUUGAAAGUUCAAUGUGAAAUUUGCAAAUCAAUGUCACACAGAAAUUUAAUAAUGUCAUCUGAUUUAUUCAGAAACUACUCUUUCAUUGACUUAUACAUUUGUGUAGGAAUGGGUAAUCAUAUAAAUAAUCGUCCUAAGUUAGCAAGUUUAGUUAGACGUAUAUCUUCAGCUUUACAUCUACCAUGGAGAUUUGCUACUAAAGGUGUAGUUAUCUUACGUAUAUUAAAGCACUUUUCUUGGUUUGAUAUUAUAAAAACUUGUGUUUAA